AUGGAAGCAGCUAUUGCCCAGAGGGUUCAGUACCACCCAUCAUGGGUUGAUAGCAGAAAGUUUGAGGUGAAGCGGCUUGGUUCAUUGCGGUUUUCUCAGCGAGUUAAGGAAGAGAAAAGGUUCGGAGGUCUUGUUACUUUGGCUCAUUUGCAACCUGACAAAAGAAAUGAUCAAAGAAGAUCGGUUUCUUCAGAGGUUUCAUGUUCUGACAACAACUCUUCAGUGUUGUUGAAGGCGGGAAGUAUUCUUCCAUUUGAUGAAGAUCUAAUUCUCAAGAAAAAAGCGGAAGAGGUUAGACCGUAUUUGCAUGGACGUUCUAUGUACCUUGUCGGAAUGAUGGGCUCUGGGAAAACAACCGUGGGGAAGUUAAUGUCUAAAGUGCUCGGUUAUUCUUUCUUUGACUGUGACACUCUGAUUGAGCAAGCGAUGAAUGGAACUUCUGUAGCUGAGAUAUUUGAGCUUCACGGAGAAAGUUUCUUUAGAGGAAAGGAGACUGAUGCACUAAAGAAGCUCUCUUCAAUGUAUCAAGUUGUUGUUUCCACUGGUGGAGGUGCAGUUAUAAGACCCAUCAACUGGAGAUAUAUGAACAAAGGAGUCAGCAUUUGGCUAGAUGUGCCCCUUGAAGCCUUAGCACAUAGAAUUGCUGCUGUUGGAACUGAUUCACGGCCACUGUUACACGAUGAAUCAGGAGAUGCAUACACUGUGGCUUUCAAGCGUCUUUCGACUAUUUGGGAUGAGCGCGGUGAAGCAUACACAAACGCAAAUGCCAGAGUCUCCUUAGAAAAUAUUGCAGUCAAGCUUGGCUAUAAAGAUGUCUCAGAUCUCACACCAACUGAAAUCGCCAUUGAGGCCUUUGAGCAAGUUCAAAGCUUUCUAGAAAAAGAAGAAACAGUGGAGAUCCCUGAUGGUGACCUCUAG
Eruca vesicaria subsp. sativa (arugula) is the source of this 918-nucleotide messenger RNA. The record is from the annotation of a GenBank genome assembly. Lineage: Eukaryota; Viridiplantae; Streptophyta; Magnoliopsida; Brassicales; Brassicaceae.